Tetranychus urticae (two-spotted spider mite) is the source of this 1472-nucleotide messenger RNA. RefSeq lists its product as uncharacterized. Gene Ontology annotation, cellular component: plasma membrane. Lineage: Eukaryota; Metazoa; Arthropoda; Arachnida; Trombidiformes; Tetranychidae. The record is from RefSeq and is a predicted model, not a curated record.
GUCAGAAUUGAUUUGCUUGCAUCUUUGAAAGCUUUGCUAAUGUAUAUUGUGAAAGUUUAAUUUGCAGAUCAAGUAUGAGAAACUUAUCAUCUUUUUUCAUUUUGACGUUAGUCAGUUUUGUAACCUGUAAUUUGAUUGAGUUGUUAGACGACGGACCCGUUACCAUCGACAGCCCAAUCACCUUUACCGUGAAAAACUCGUACAACACAACAGCGCCUUCAUACGAAUAUCGAUUCACAUUUCCACGAUGGCCAAAAUAUAAUAAAAUCAUCCAGUCAACAGCAAGUGAAGUGAAUUAUACAGUGAUAUUCGAGUCUUCUUCCCCUGAAGAUGCAGGCUAUUACAUGAAGAAGGUGGAAGUAUGGUUUUGUCACCUCGGUAGACCUCUCCAUCGCAUUGGCUUUGAUUUCACAUCAUUUUUACUUUUUAAUCAUCUCACCGGAAGGAUUGCAAUUCACAUUGACGGAAGUCCGACGGAGUAUUUUGUUUCAACUGCAUUACCUGUUAAUAUGACUGCCGAAAUUAGCCACCGUUCAGGUUUUUUUGACUCAGCCAAUAAAACUUAUAAAUGGACUGUGAAUGGGUCACCUCAAGAAGGAAGUUAUGAUGAAUUCAUUGUCCGUAAUUUCUCUGAGCCUCAACUGAACAACAUUUCAGUUUUGGUUUCGGUCUCAAAAACCAACCCUGUCUUUCAAAAAACUGCUUACUUUACACUCACAUUGCAUAGCAAAGAUCCAAUUCACAAUUUAACUACUGAUAGCCAAAACAAUAUUCAACUUUUCAAAGAUGAAAAUCUCCAGUUAAAUGUAAAGAUUAAUGGAGGAACACCGCCAUUUUUUUAUUGCUGGGAAAUCACAAAUUCAAGCACUCCACGAGAAACUAUGAAACCUUUAAGUGAAAGUUUUCUUUGGUCCAGAUUUUCCGAAGAAGAAGACUGGCCUUCAAAGUGUAACAAGACAGACGAAAGCUCUUUCAACAUAAAUAGCCAUUUCGAUGAAGCGGGGAAUAAAACUUUGUAUAUUGAUGUCAAUAACUAUGUUUCAACCUCAACCAAGAUCAUAACCAUUUCAGUUCAUGAGAGAGAGUUACUCCGUCAACCAGAAGCCAAUAAACCUGCUGUUAUUCAAGAAACCUCAAAUAUCAUGGAAAAAUACAAACCUGUUAUGCUUUCUUCAGAACCCGAAAUUUAUGAGUAAGAAAUAGAAAGUUAUCUUCGAAGUAAAAACGAAAUAGAGUUUAUAAAUGAUAUGCAAACUGAUUUCCAGAACUCAUCAUGGAAAGACUAACAUUGCAAAUAUUUGAUAUUGAUAGAAAAAUAGACAUAAAGUCCAUAUAACCAUAAAAUUAUGCUAAUAAUCACUCUUUUCUGUAUUCCGAUAAAUCCUAAUCUAACAAAAUUUAUAAAUUAAAUAUACUUAAAAUGGUCAGCAAUCUUUAAUUAUGAUUAAGCUGAGACUGCAGUUCAUUUUUCA